Brenthis ino (lesser marbled fritillary) is the source of this 684-nucleotide messenger RNA. The record is from the annotation of a GenBank genome assembly. Lineage: Eukaryota; Metazoa; Arthropoda; Insecta; Lepidoptera; Nymphalidae.
AUGUCGAAUACAGAAGAAUUUGUAAACACGCAGCCGCGAAUCAAAACACGUAAGUCCACUAAGUCAGACAUGUUGCCGAUGACAAUUACAUUAGCGCCGAUCGACUUAAAGUCGAAUAACUUGCCUUUAGCUUGGAAGAAGUGGCUUACUAAACUAAAAGUCUACCUAAGAGCCAACAAUUUAGAAAACGAAACAGACAGUAGAAAGGAAGAGUCUCAAGAUUCCCAUCCCGUCGUGAAGCAGCAAUACCAAGGAGCACAACAAGGUACCAACGUUCAGCAUCAAACACAUCAAGUUCAAGGAACACAUGUGAUAGGUGUGGAGAAGUGCACAGGUACAAGUGUCCUGCAAAAGGUGUUCAGUGUCGAAAAUGUAAAAAAUUCAACCAUUUUGCUCAUUUCUAUAAACUGUCAAGACAUAGUUAAGUCAAAUGCAGACUCAUUUGAAGGGCUAGGUUGUCUUGCAGAUUUUUACUGUGAGUUAACCUUGAAACCCAAUGCAACCCCGUUUAUAGAGGCGUGCAGAAGGAUACCACUCCAACUACAACAACCACUAAAGCAAGAGCUGGAAGCCAUGGAGCAAAGUGGAGUUAUUCAAAGAGUCGAAGAGCCUACGGAAUGGGAAAUUAGUCAUUUAAGAACUCUUUUGUCGAAAGAUACUGGUAUGGUGUUGGUCAGAUCACCA